UUCACAUUUUUUGGGCCAGGACCCCCCUAAAUUCCCAUUUUUCUGGGCCAGACCCCCCCUAAAUUUCCAUUUUUCUGGGUCAGGACCCCCGAAAUUUCACAUUUUUUGGGCCAGAACCCCCUAAAUUUCACAUUUUUGUGGCCAGAACCCCCCCUAAAUUCCCAUUUCUGGGGCCAGGAUCCCCCAAAUUUCCCAUUUUUGUGGCCAGGACCCCGUUAAAUUUCACAUUUUUGUGGCCAGAACCCCCCAAAUUUCACAUUUUUGUGGCCAGGACCCCCCUAAAUUCCCAUUUUUGGGGCCAGACCCCCCCUAAAUUUCCAUUUUUCUGGGUCAGGACCCCCCUAAAUUUCGCAUUUUUUGGGGCCAGACCCCCCCUAAAUUCCCAUUUUUCAGUGUCAGGACCCCCUAAAUUCCCAUUUUUGUGGCCAGGACCCCCCAAAUUUCACAUUUUUGGGGCCAGAACCCCCCAAAUUUCCCAUUUUUGGGGCCAGACCCCCCCUAAAUUUCCAUUUUUCUGGGUCAGGACCCCCUAAAUUUCGCAUUUUUUGGGCCAGAACCCCCCAAAUUUCACAUUUUUGUGGCCAGGACCCCCCACAUUUCCCAUUUUUUUGGGCUCACCCCCCCAAAAACCCCCCCAAAACCCCCCCAAACCCCCCCGGCCCGCCAUGGCCGACCCCAUCAUGGAGCUCUUUGACGACCCCGGCCUCUUCGGCCUGGACCCGCUGCCCGAGGACCUGGUGGCCCCCGCGGCCGCCCCUCCCCCCGGCGACCCCCUGGCCGAAGCCCUGGGGCUCUCGGGGGCCCUGGAGCCCCCUCCCCCCGCCCCGGCCCCGCCCCAGGACCCCGCCCCGCCCGCCCCUCCCCCGCCCGGCCCCGCCCGCCCGCCCCUCCCCCCGCCGCCGGACGCCGAGCUGCUGAGCCAGGGCAACCCCUUCAUGGGGGCCACCGCCCCUCCCCCGCCGCCGGGCACGCCCGCCCCGGCCCCCAAAAUCGUCAUCCUCAAAGCCCCGCCCCCCGGCGGCCCCGCCCCGGCCGCGCCCAACGGCGGCAAAGUCGCCCUGGCCAAGGUGCUGGGGGCGGCGGCGGCCCCGCCCCAGAUCCGCCCGGGCGUGGCCGCAGCGGCGGCGGCGGGCGUGGCCAAAGGGGGCGUGGCGGCGGCGGGGGGCGUGGCCGCGGCGGGCCGGCAGGUGAAGCAGCUGCUGCUGCAGCCCCUGAAGCCGGGGGCGGGCGGCCCCGCGGCGCCCCUGAAGCCCGGCCUGAGCCUGGGCCCCGCCCAGGGCGAGUCCAAGCGCAUCACGCUGGUGCUGCAGCAGCCGCCGGGGCCGGGCGCGGCGCCGGGCCAGCGCCACGUGGUGCUGGGCACGCUGCCCGGCAAGCUGCUGCUGCAGGGCGGCGCCGCCGCGGCCGCGCCCGGCGCUCCGGCCAAGGCGGCGCCCGGCGCUCCGGCCAAGGUGGUGACCAUCCAGCUGCAGGUGCAGCCGCCGGCCGCGCCCGGCCAGCCCGGCCAGCCCCAGAAGAUCCAGCUGAUCCAGCAGGCCGGGGCGGGGCCCGUGGGCGUGGCCCAGGUGCCGCAGGUGGUGGGCGGGGCCGGGCAGAGGCUGACCGUGCCGCUCAAGGUGGUGCUGCAGCCGCAGGCCGCCUCCUCGUCCGGCGGCUCCUCGGCCGGCCUCUCGGUGGUCAAGGUGCUGAGCGGCGCCGAGGUGGCGGCGGCGGGCGCGGCGGCGGCGUCGGUCGGCGCGGGGCGCGUCGGACAGAGAGCCGGCGGCUGGGAGCACCAGAAGAAGCAGGAGAAGGCCAACCGCAUCGUGGCCGAGGCCAUCGCCCGCGCCCGCGCCCGCGGCGAGCAGAACAUCCCGCGCGUGCUCAACGAGGACGAGCUGCCCAGCGUCCGGCCCGACGACGACGGCGAGCGCAAGCGGCGCCGCAAGGGCCCCGGCGAGCGCGGCGCCGGCAAGGAGGAGCGGCCGCGGCGCGGCAAGGGGCAGGGCGGCGGCAAGAGCAAGGGGCGGGGCAAGGCCAGCACCAUCACGCCGGUGGUGGGGAAGAAGCGCAAGCGCAACGCCUCCUCGGACAAUUCGGACUCGGAGGCGCUGCCGGCGCCGUCCCCGCGCCGCGACGACGACGGCGGCGUCCAGAAGCGGCGCUCGAACCGGCAGGUGAAGCGCAAGAAGUACACGGAGGACCUGGACAUCAAGAUCACGGACGACGAGGAGGACGAGGAGCUGGACGUGACGGGGCCGGCGCGGCCGGAGCAGCCGCCGGCGCCGCCGCCGCCCGAGCCCGACGGCGACGCGCUGCCCUCCAUGCAGUUCUUCGUGGAGAACCCGAGCGAGGAGGACGCCGCCAUCGUGGACAAGGUCCUGUCCAUGCGCGUGGUCAAGAAGGAGGUGAGCGGUCAGUGGUGGAGGGCCGAGGAGUUCUUCGUCAAGUACAAGAACUACUCCUACCUGCACUGCUCGUGGGCGACGAUCGCGCAGCUGGAGAAGGACAAGAGGAUCCACCAGAAGCUGAAGCGCUUCAAGACCAAGAUGAACCAAAUGCGGCACUUCUUCCACGAGGAUGAGGAGCCCUUCAACCCCGACUACGUGGAGGUGGAUCGGAUCCUGGACGAGUCGCACAGCGUGGACAAGGACAACGGCGAGCCCGUGGUGUACUACCUGGUGAAGUGGUGCUCGCUGCCCUACGAGGACAGCACCUGGGAGCUGCAGGAGGACGUGGACGAGGCCAAAAUCGCCGAGUUCAAACGGAUCCAGGCGCGGCACCCCCGAGCUCAAGAGACAGGUGAGACACGCCCCCCGCAGGCCGGGGCCUGGAAGAAGCUGGAGGCGUCGCACGAGUACAAGAACCACAACCGGCUGCGGGAGUACCAGCUGGAGGGGGUCAACUGGCUGCUCUUCAACUGGUACAACAGGCAGAACUGCAUCCUGGCGGACGAGAUGGGGCUGGGCAAGACGAUCCAGUCGAUCGCCUUCCUGCAGGAGGUGCACGGCGCAGGUGUGCGCGGCCCCUACCUGGUGAUCGCGCCGCUCUCCACCAUCGCCAACUGGGAGCGCGAGUUCGGCACCUGGACGGGGCUGAACACCAUCGUGUACCACGGGAGCCUGGCCAGCCGGCAGAUGAUCCAGCAGUACGAGAUGUACUGCAAGGACAGCAAGGGCCGGCUGAUCCCAGGUGCGUACAAGUUCGACGCGCUCAUCACCACCUUCGAGAUGAUCCUGAGCGACUGCCCCGAGCUGCGCGAGGUGCCCUGGCGCUGCGCCGUCAUCGACGAGGCGCACCGGCUCAAGAACCGGCACUGCAAGCUGCUCGACAGCCUCAAGCACAUGGAGCUGGAGCACAAGGUGCUGCUGACGGGCACGCCCCUGCAGAACACGGUCGAGGAGCUCUUCAGCCUCCUGCACUUCCUGGAGCCCUCCCAGUUCCCGUCCGAGGCCGAGUUCCUCAAGGACUUCGGCGACCUCAAGACCGAGGAGCAGGUGCAGAAGCUGCAGGCGCUGCUGAAGCCGAUGAUGCUGCGGCGGCUGAAGGAGGACGUGGAGAAGAACCUGGCGCCCAAGCAGGAGACCAUCAUCGAGGUGGAGCUGACCAACGCGCAGAAGCGCCUGUACCGCGCCAUCCUGGAGCGCAACUUCGCCUACCUGGCGCGCGGGGCGGGGCACGGCAACGUGCCCAACCUGCUCAACACCAUGAUGGAGCUGCGCAAGUGCUGCAACCACCCCUACCUCAUCAACGGUGCGGAGGAGCAGAUCGUGGCCGAGCUGCGCGCCUCGCUGCCCGCGCCGCCGCCGCCGGACCUGGCGCUGCAGGCGCUGGUGCGCUCGGCCGGCAAGCUGGUGCUGCUGGACAAGCUGCUGCCGCGGCUGCGCGCCGGCGGCCACAAGGUGCUGGUCUUCUCGCAGAUGGUGCGCUGCCUGGACAUCCUGGAGGACUACCUCAUCCAGAAACGGUACCCGUACGAGCGCAUCGACGGGCGCGUGCGCGGCAACCUGCGGCAGGCGGCCAUCGACCGCUUCAGCCGGCCCGACUCGGACCGCUUCGUCUUCCUGCUGUGCACGCGCGCCGGCGGGCUCGGCAUCAACCUGACGGCCGCCGACACCUGCAUCAUCUUCGACUCCGACUGGAACCCCCAGAACGACCUCCAGGCGCAGGCGCGGUGCCACCGCAUCGGGCAGAGCAAGGCGGUCAAGGUCUACCGGCUGAUCACGCGCAACUCCUACGAGCGCGAGAUGUUCGACAAGGCCAGCCUGAAGCUGGGCCUGGACAAGGCCGUGCUGCAGUCCAUGAGCGGCCGCGAGGGCAACAUCGCCGGGAUCCAGCAGUUCUCCAAGAAGGAGAUCGAGGACCUGCUGCGCAAGGGCGCCUACGCCGCCAUCAUGGACGAGGACGACGAGGGCGCCAAGUUCUGCGAGGAGGACAUCGAGCAGAUCCUGCUGCGCCGCGCCACCACCAUCACCAUCGAGAGCGAGGGCAAGGGCUCCACCUUCGCCAAGGCCAGCUUCGUGGCCUCGGAGAACCGCACGGACAUCGCGCUGGACGACCCCAACUUCUGGCAGAAGUGGGCCAAGAAGGCCGACCUGGACCUCGACCUGCUCAACAGCAAGAACACGCUGGUGAUCGACACGCCGCGCGUGCGGAAGCAGACGCGGCACUUCAGCACGCUGCGCGACGACGACCUGGUGGAGUUCUCGGACCUGGACAGCGACGACGACCUGGAGCGGCUGGACCGGGCCACCCGCUCGCGGCGCGGCCACCAGCACCAGCACGGCGGCCACCAGCAGGGCCAGCAGCAGCAGCAGCAGCACGGCCACGCCCAGCACGGCCCGGCCGCGCCCGCCGCUCCGGCCGCGCCGGCGCCCUUCGGGAGGAGCGACUGCGUGCGCGUGGAGAAGCACCUGAUGGUCUACGGGUGGGGCCGCUGGCGCGAGCUGGCCGCGCAGGGCCGCUUCAAGCGCCGCCUGUCGGAGCGCGACGUGGAGAGCCUGGGCCGCGCCAUCGUCCUCUUCUGCCUGCGGCACUUCCGCGGCGACGACGGCACGCGCGCCCUGGCCUGCGCCCUGCUGGCCCCCGGCCACAACGGCCGCGCCCGGCCCGCCCUCGGCCACCCCGGCGCGGCGUCGCCGGCGCUGCCGCGCGGCCGCAAGGGCAAGAAGGCGCCGAAGGUUCCGGAAGCGCCGGCGGCCGAGUGGCUGCUGCAGGACGAGGGCUACCGGAAACACCUGCGGCACCAGAGCGGCAAGCUGCUGCAGCGGCUGCGGGCGCUGCACGUGCUGCGCCAUGACGUCAUCGGCGCCGAGGCCGAGAAGGUUCUGGGCGGGGCCAGCGCCAGCGAGGUGCACAUCUGGAUCCCGCUGCUGGAGCAGCCGGAGGCGCCCUCGGCCUGGUGGGACCCCGAGGCCGACAAGUCCCUGCUCAUCGGGGUCUUCAAGCACGGGUACGAGCGGUACCACACCC
Molecule: messenger RNA, 5451 nt
Organism: Vidua macroura (Pin-tailed whydah)
Lineage: Eukaryota; Metazoa; Chordata; Aves; Passeriformes; Viduidae
Product: chromodomain-helicase-DNA-binding protein 8-like
Molecular function (GO): ATP binding; ATP-dependent chromatin remodeler activity
Source: RefSeq, a predicted model, not a curated record